Molecule: messenger RNA, 5852 nt
Organism: [Torrubiella] hemipterigena
Lineage: Eukaryota; Fungi; Ascomycota; Sordariomycetes; Hypocreales; Clavicipitaceae
Source: the annotation of a GenBank genome assembly
GAGGAAUCAAGGGCUCCUCCUUGAUCUUGCGGAAUAGCUUUUGCAGCGGCUUUUCAUUGUAAAAUUCCCUAUUGAAUCGCGUGAGCAAGUUUCGUUCACUACUAUAGUCUCGCGGUGUCGGACGGUACCGUACUGGUCAUUGUCAAAGGAUGAAGGCAGGGUGCCUGCCAACUCUGGAGGUCGCUCUGCCAUGAUUAAAUGUCGUUCUGGCAGCGGCUGAUUGUACUGUGGUGAAGCGAAAACCAAAGCGACUAGAAAGACGUGAGGUUGUCGACAAUGACGACCAGCCCCACUGGCGCAAAGGGGAUUUUUGGGCCGCCAACUGCCUGCAAGGUGUGCCAGCUGCCGCUAGAUUGCCUUUGCCACGCGCCACCAGAUGAACGCUUCUCUUCCUUCCAUUGCGCAUUGAUUGAUUUGCAUCUUCACUUUUUGUUACGGCAUAUUAAAAAUUAAACGAUAUAGACAGCAUCGCAAUAAUAACUGACUGCGCUAGCUGGCCUUGCUUUUCUCUUAUUUCAUCCAGCCUCUAACUCCAACACAUCAUGCCAUCGACGUAACCAUGUGGUUCUCGACACCAACGGUCGACUCGCUCACACGCACACGCCUCGCCGUGGCUACCAUCUCGCUGGUAGCUGCGGUAUCGGCAGGUUAUUACGCAUACCAGGCACACGAAGCCAACUACGUCCUUUUCCUCCCGCCCGGAGAGCUGCAUAGAACGAGCUCCGUGCGUAGCUCGCGACGAGGUAGUCGACGCAACAGACUCAGCCGAUCUACCCGGGCAAGGGCAGUUUCGAGCUCUUCAUCAGAGGAGCAUGCUGAUGAAAAUGCGGAAAAUGCGGAAAAUGCUGCUGCCAUGCCACCACCGGCAACGGACAAUGGGAUGAUUGUUGACCAAGCAAUGGAGGAUGUCUGGAACGAGAACUCGAACUAUCCUGCGCCGAGCCGAGCGGGCCAAAACAUAGUCAACCUUCUAUUCCGACUCUCCGAAGAUAAUGCUAGGAGAAAUGGUUGUGUCCAUCGCGGUUGCCAGUGCAAUGCGUGUGGCAUGGUGCCAAUCCGCGGCGUUCGGUACCGAUGUGCCAACUGCGCCGAUUUCGACCUUUGCGAAACCUGCGAAUCCCAAGGCGUACAUAUUAAAACGCAUAUAUUCUAUAAAAUCCGCGUUCCGGCACCUCCGUUCGGGCCUCGGUAUAUGCAGCCUGUCUGGUACACUGGCGAUCCCGAUACUUGUAGAAGGACACUGCCACGCCCGUUAUUGGCGAAGCUCUCGCAGGAGACUGGCUUUGAACGACCAGAGCUAGAAGCAUUUUGGGAGCAGUGGACAUAUAUGGCCAAUACUGAGUGGCGUGAAGACCCCGAUGAACUCUGCAUUGCCAUGGACCGUAAGACGUUUGAGCGGUGUCUUGUUCCGACCGGUGGCUCGCGGCAUGCAGCGCCGAACCUUAUCCACGACCGCAUGUUUGCCUUUUACGAUUCAAAUCACGAUGACCUCAUUGGCUUUUCUGAGUUUCUGCAUGGGUUAUCUUACCGCAAGCGUAAAGACAAGCUACACACAGUUUUUGAUGGCUAUGAUAUUGACGGCGAUGGGCUCGUGGACAGACAGGACUUUCUGCGCAUGUUUCGUGCCUACUACGUUUUGUAUAAGCAGAUGCAUCGGGAUAUCCUCGACGGUUUAGAAGACCAGCUGCUCUCGAGUACCGAAGUCCAACAGCUUGUCAACAGCCGCCAACCACUCAGCAGUUUGUUUGGCCGUGAGGGCCGCCUACCAUUGGCGGAUAUAGCUCUCAGAUUUGAAGGCAAGAACUACAAUGCUGACGGAAGCGUCGAUAUUAUGGAUGGAUAUGAGUCUGCUACCAAAGAUAACCAGCGAGAUAUAGCAGACCGACAGGACAUUCUGACGAGUCUGUUUGCAUGCGAUAGUACAGGGGAGGGACUCGGCCAGAGAGGUUAUGUCACUGGCAGUGAUGCGGACGAAAACUGGCGCACGGUUAGACGCAGCAGCGGCGCUGAUGCGGACCGCACAUAUUGGGUCACUCUAAUGGACCCGCCAGCAACAAUGGGUGAAUUGCAAGAGGCCAUCACACGUGAAGUCGAAGGACGUCGAUCUCAGGCCGCGGAAGCCGUACAUGAUGACGAGGAUGCUGUCGAGCCUGAGCAAUAUGACCAUGAUGAGCCAGUGACGAAUUCCUCGAAUCGUACCGAUAGUGCCGAGCGGAUGGCCAAGAUUACUCAGGCUAGAUUAGAGGCACCGAAGUUGGAGAAGCGAAGACGAGAUAUGGCUAGACAGCAACUGCACGAACGCUGGAGACGACGACAGUUUUAUCUAGACCAAGAGGAAGGCGGUGUUGCUCCAGAGGACUGGGAAGACGAAGAAGACGUCAUCCUAAGAGUUAGCCAGCUGAGCAGAGAAGCACAGCAAUCAUCGGACUCGCAGAGCGACUCCAAGCCAGCGACGCCCUCUGAGCUUAGGGAUCCGCUCAAAAUGAGAGCAAAGGCCGGCGCUCGGGUUAGACAGACGCCUACGUUACCAGAAGUCGAGCGCGAUGCUGGCAAAGAAAUCCUCUACCAGGUUACUCAGCAAGCCUUCAACGAACUCCUCGAUGCUAUCUUCAAGCCGGUUGAAGAUUUGGCAGUAGAGGCUAGCGAAACAAAGGAUAAGCGAGAGAAGUACCGAGAGCAACUGGACGCCAUUGACUUUUCCGAAGUAGCGGACCACGGAACAAAAGUGCCAAUGCGCACCGGAGUCAUGCAGUCGAUUGAGAAGACCAUUGAAGCUAAGUCCUUGGAUGAGCUUCUCGCUGAGACUGGCUACACUGUUGCCGACGACACGGAACACCGCGACGCCGUUGAUCUCACCCAAGUCACAGUAACCAUUCACGAAGAUGAACCGGUUGCUGAAGAGCCCCCCCCCUCGUCUUGUGAUCCAACACUCCCUCAGUUCCGGCCAAACUCGGUGUCUGAACGAGUGCCGCUCUUGGAGGUAAAGCAGCCUCCGGUAGCCGAGCCCGUGGUUCAAGAAGAGCCUACACAGGAGACAUUGCUGCGUUGGAGGCGUCUUGACCUGGCAGAGCUGGUUGCUUCGCGUCGCGGUGGCUGGGGAAAGUUGGAAUACGAGGAGUUUGAACAAAUCUAUCGCAUGAACGAGACGCAGGGCAACCGCCUCGAUUACCUUGGGAGCUGGAUUGACUUUUGCAUUCCCUAAAGGUCUUGUGUAAUAAGCCAUGACAUAGAUGUGCCUUUUGUAUUAAUAUCAUUUACAUGUACACUAUUCCAUUAUCCGUCCUUUACCAAAAAAGGGCGAAGCUAGCAAGUUAUGGCUAGUAUUGCAGUCGGUUAUAUAGUAAAAUGGGACAAAUGUGGGGAUAUGAUAGCCCGGGUAACUCAACUGGUAGAGAUUGAGCACUUACCGUCCCUUCUUAGGCUCAUGGGUGCAGGUUCGAAUCCUGCGCUGGGCGAAAUGUUCCUUUUCUUUUUUUUGAAUCUGUUUGUUAUAUGCUAGCUAUAUCAAGCCGGAUUGACAAAUGAAUAACCAAGUUACAACGUUUCGUUUUUAUUCAAGACGUUUUUUUAUCACGAAUUUCAAGGAGAUGUAAGUGUAGGGUCGUCCCAAAUGGACGUAUGUAAAGUAUCAUUAACAAAGUAGAACCUUUCUAAGUACAUGAGUAGUAGGUAUCCGUUUUCCUUAAAACGCCAAUGCUUCCUGUAAUGCAAUGAUAACACAAAAGAGAAGAGAGAAAUUAAGCGCGGCAGCUGAAUGGACAGCUUUUAGUUGUGCGCAUCGAGCAUCUUAACAAUAGUGUAACUUGUGCCUGCGGCCAAGACACCAAUGAUGAGAGUCUGAAUCGCACCCCAGACACCAGCGCGGUGAUUGCGAAUGGCAACGUAGUUCUUGACGUAGCCAAAGACAACGAGGAUAACAGCGGUGACGGCAAUGGAGACAAGGAAGGCGUCGCCAACCUUGGCCAUGAUGAAAUAGGGAAUCAUGGGGACGAUGCCACCGAUGAAGUAGCUGAGACCCAUGGUGAGGCCAGAGAUCCAAGCGUAGUGGAUGUUGGGACGGUCCAGACGCAGAGAGAAGUCGACCAUGAAGCGAGCCCAGUGCUCGCGGUUCUUGCAGAGCUCAUCGACGAGGGGCGCGACAGCCGCGCGGGGAACGUGGUACUUGUCCAUGAUGCAGAAGAUCUGGGCGCGCUGCGCCUCGGGCAUGGCAUCGACCUGGUUGCGCUCACGCUGCUCCUCGGCAUUGUAGUGAUCACGCUCUGUUACGGCAGCAAGGUAGGCACCGAGACCCAUGCUGAUGGCGCCGGAGAAGAGCUCGGCAAGACCACCCAUGAUGACAAUCUUGGUGCUACCAAGCGACGAGAGACCGGCCGUCAAGGCAAAGGGGACGGUGAGACCAUCUGAGAAGCCGAUGAUGACAUCGCGGAGGAUAUCGGUAGUCUCGAUUCUGGCUGGCUCAUCAACAGGAGACUCCUUAAGCUCGCUGAGGAGAGGCGAGUAGCGCUCGAUAGCAGGCUCGGCAGGGAGCAGCGGCGAGGAUUCUGUGUGGGCGGGCAUUGUGGCGGCGUGUAAGUAGGAGUGAGGAGGAGGGUGGUAUAGGCAAUGAGGAUUGUGUAGAAGAAGUGGAUGUAGGAUUCAAAGUAAAGACAGACGUGUUUUUAAAGAGUCCUGGGCAUGGAAGAUAAUAAGGCCAAGAAACAAAAAAAAGACAAACGGCAAGCUCAGCUUCAUAUACUUGGGUGAGGGACCAGAGCGUGCACCAUGCAAGCAAGCUUCAAGCUCACCCGUCCCCAAAACGAGCCAAUGGCCAUCAUUGCAAUUACACCUCUGCAAUGUCAUUCGAAAACAGCGACGCGCUGGUUGGCUGAAGUUUCGCCAGGUUUCCCUGCGAGGGAUAGCGUCGAUGCGAUGUUGGUCGGGUCCACCAAUCAGAGCGCUUCUUUUAGUAAGCGUCAAGGGAUCCGGGUACGUGAAGCCGUGCAAACGCGUAGCUGCAUCCCUGCGGAGGUCCGAGUUUGAGUCCGAAAAAAUAUUGAACGGAGACAUUAUGCUGCGUGUAUAUUGAAAGCCAGAAGGAAUUCCAAGUGGCGGGCUCGUUCACGCUGGUUGUUCAUGUAGCAGACUAGUCGCGGCGGCGCCAGCGGUGGUGUCGUCGUCGGGCCAGUGCACAAAGUCGUUUAGCCAAUUCUGGUCGAUAUUAUCCAGCGGCCAAUCAAAGCUGAGGCUGUCCCAGUCCAGCGGUGUCGUCAUGCCGCUACUGUCGUCGGUCAGCGGCGGCGAUGUGAGAUGCGUGUUGCCGCACGCUCCAUUGUCUCUUCGCUGGCCACGUAGGAACUCGCUGGGCGUCAUGCCGGCGCACUUUUUGAAGACGCGGUGGAAGUGCCACUUGGACAGACCCGUCUGUUUAGCCAUUUGGCUCAAGCUAAGGACUCCCCCAGUGUGAGCCUUGUCGUUAAUAAAGGCCCUGAUCUUGCGAACCGCCAGCUCCUCGGGCAUGCUGCCAUCAAUGUCUGGUUUGCAGCGCUUGCAGGCCCUGAAGCCCUUUGCCUGUGCCUCAGUUCCCUCUGUGUAGAAUGCCACAUUGGCCCGACGAGGCAGACGAGCCUUGCAGAUGGGCCGACAGUAUAUCUUUGUCGUCUUUACAGCGUAGACAAAUGUGCCAUCUGCGAGGGUGUCCUUGUUCUGCACGGCGGCCCACCUGGCAUCAUCGUCGGCGUAGCUGGACACUGGCUGGAUGAAUAACUGGUGGCUGAGUUCUUUCUCCAUGGUGAGGUGCAUCUGAAUUUGGUUUGACAAAUAUUUGAGAUAAUUGCAAGAAGCAGAAAAAGCGUUCAGCGUGCCCUCACUUUGCA